Molecule: messenger RNA, 1617 nt
Organism: Moesziomyces antarcticus
Lineage: Eukaryota; Fungi; Basidiomycota; Ustilaginomycetes; Ustilaginales; Ustilaginaceae
Exons: 6
Coding region: 1-1617 (538 amino acids)
Source: RefSeq, a predicted model, not a curated record
AUGGUUCAACAGCGCACCGUACGGGUGAUGCCGAUUGCGUACCUUACAGCACGCUAUGCGAUGGGGAUGGGGAUCAUGCUGCUGGCAUGUUUGACGAUUCCAACGCUCGGUGCGGGCUGGACUGCGUUUCGACCGAUGUGCUGGCUUCGCGUUGCGCUACUCCCGCUCACAUUCACCGCCACUUCAACGCUGGUAGGAUAUCGAGCGUUUGUGAUCCACUUCCACCGGCCAAUACUCCUCACGCUGUUGAUCCACAUGCUACUGGCAGCCGAGUUCGCCGGAGGCAUCGCAACCCUGGUGCUAUCCUUAGAGACGGGCUUCGAUGGACCGAGGUUCGUGCCCGAGUGGAUCGUCGCCAUGCUGGCCAUUGCCAUCGUCACGGACAUCACACUCACGCUCGUCGUGGUGGUACCCAUCCUGCAAGACGCUUCGCCGCGGAGGGGAGAGGUGGCACACAUGCUGUUGCGCGAUGCAGCACUGUUCGGCGUAGGCUCGGUGGCGUUGAAGGGAGCAGCUAUGGUGGCCACCGUGGUGUUGGGCGGGCGACUUGCGAAUCCAUAUCUGCCACUAAGGAUGCAGGGGAUUGCAUGUGGCAUCUGGGCAUGCAGGAUGUUUCGCGCGCAAUGCACAUUUCUCACCACACAAAGGGAACGCAAGGCAAGCCCGAGCCUCGAGACCAUCAACUUCGACGAGGUACUGCCGGGGGCAGAGUCGAGCAUUGACUCGCUUGCGCCGGUCCAGGUGGCUCACAUGUGCAAGAGCGACGACAGCCAGGGCAACGUGGCGACGCAUGAUGUGCCCCUCAGACAGCGCUAUGGAGCGAAUCUGACCCGAAGACUGUCCGGUGCAGCGAUGCGCAACUGUUCCGACGGGCUGGGCCAUGGCUUUGGGGCCAGAAAGAGCGACAGAGCCCACGACGAGCUGGCGACGUCUGCAUUGGAUGCAAACGUGGCCGUCGUAGCUGUUGGCAAGGCAAGGACGCCGUGGACUUUGUUCGAGCACGUCGCAUCGAGGCGACGACGAGGGCUGGCCCAAGCAACAUCGUCGCAUCUGGCCAAGCCAUCGCGCCUCACGCAGGAAGGAGGCGGCCGGAGCAGUGGUACUCAUUGGAAUUCUGCUCUGUUUGCCAUCCAGCUUGGCGCUUCCAAGCUUGCAGCUCUCAGCAGCUCUCAGAAGCAUCCGUGCCUGAAGGCCGGCCCUCUCCGCACAUUCAACCCGAUGCACGGCUCUCCACCCUCUCUAUCUGCCCUGCCCAGAACAACCGAACCGGUCCGCAUCCACAUGCGACUUUUCGACUGCAUUCCGACGUUCAACGCAACUCGCUCCGCCUCGCCUCGCCCUGCAGUACUUCGCCUGACCUCGACCCUCGUCCUAGUCCUACCCGAGUCCGCUCAUCCGCUCACCUUUUCGCGUCGCCAUCACCAUCUCCAUCACCAACGUUUGCCUUCGCAUCCUAUUUGCAGCUUGACUACGCCUCGUACACACAUCCACGUCGAUCGCAACCAAGCAGGUCUCGCACGCGAUCCCCAACCGCGACCCCCUCACCUCGUCGGGCUUCUCGCUCAUUCGUUGUCGACCUCAGCCUCCGACUCGCAACGCAUCCCUGCAGCCUCAUAG